UCAGGCGCCUGUGUGAGAACCCAGAGCUGUCCAACACUGGGAAGAAGGACUGUGUCUUUAUCAGGACUGUGUCUACUCUAGCUAAAAAGAAGUGGAUUCAACCUCUGACUCUAUCUACAUCUAGCUAGUUUAUGUACUCUGUGUGAUUUUAUAGUAAGGAGUCUGUGUCCUGUAUUUAGACCUUCAAAAAAUUAAAACAAAAAGCUAUAGAUCAGAGAUACUACCUGGAGAAAACUUUACUUGGAGAAAACGAAUAACUUUGCUGAUUCUGUAGUAAAGUGUAUUUCUAUGGUACGGCUGGAUUUUAGGGAGCUCGAGCAGGGAUUGAAGCAGCUUCUGGGGGAAUCUGGUCAAUCUGGCAACCCCAGACAGGGCGCAGUGAUUUGCAGCGUCUACUGUACUCUUGGAAAACAGAGUUUCAGUCACGGUGAGCUCGUAAAGACGCGACACAAGAAGCUCGGACAGGAGAGCCAUGCUGGGGAGGAGGAAGAAAGCAGCGGGGUCGCACAUUGAACAGCCCAAAACCUGCGAGCCGAAGAGCCCUGACCCUCUGAGGAGAUUCGGCCUGCUGGACGAUGAAGACGUGCGUGUGAUGCUGCAGGGCUCCAGGAUGGUGAAGGUGCGCUCACCACGCUGGCAGAAACACCGCGGCUUCCGGCUGCUGGAGGACUGUGUUACCGUGUGGUGUGAGUCCAGCAAGACCUCCCGCAAAGCCAAGAGACGCCAGACCUUCUGUGUGACGGAGGUGGAGUGUGUGCGGGAGGGCUGCCAGUCCGAGUGCCUGCGUCGGCUCGCUGAUUCCGUCCCCGAUUCUCAGUGCUUCACACUGGUGUUUCGUGGAGGGAGGAAGAGUCUGGACCUGUGCUGCUCAUCUCGUGAGGAGGCGCAGUGCUGGGUUCGGGGCAUCCGAACUCUCAAAGACCGUGUCGCCAACAUGAGCCAGAAGGAGAAGCUCGAUCAUUGGAUCCGAAGCUAUCUGAGACGAGCCGAUCUGAACCAGGAUGGAAAGAUGAGUUAUGACGAGGUCCAGCACCUACUCCAGAUGAUCAAUAUAGACCUGAAUGAGCAAUAUGCACGCACACUCUUCAAGAAGUGUGACCGCUCCCAUGAUAACCGCUUGGACCCUGUGGAGAUUGAGGAGUUUUGUCGGGAGCUGAUGCGACGGCCUGAGCUGGACGCUGUGUUUCGCCAUUACUCCAGUAACGGCUGUGUGCUCUCCACACUGGAGCUGCGGGACUUCCUGGGUGAUCAGGGCGAGGGUGCCACACUGGCCCAUGCACAAAAACUCAUCCAUACCUACGAGUUCAACGACUGGGCCCAGAAGAACCUGUUCAUGACUCAGAACGGCUUCACCAUGUACAUGCUGUCAAAUGAAAAUGACGUGUUCAACCCUGAUCACACACGUGUGUAUCAGGACAUGAGCCGGCCGCUGGCCCACUACUAUAUCUCUUCCUCUCACAACACCUACCUCACUAAAGACCAGGUGACGGGAGAAAGCAGCACGGAGCCUUACAUCAGGGCUUUGAAUCAGGGCUGCCGCUGUGUUGAAUUGGACUGCUGGGACGGUGAUAAAGGGGACCCUGUGAUCUACCAUGGACACACACUCACCUCUAAAGUAGCUUUUAAGGAGGUGAUUGAAACUAUUGCUCAGUAUGCCUUCAAGGCAUCUCCGUAUCCUCUGAUCUUGUCUGUGGAGAAUCAUUGCUCUGUGGAGCAGCAGGCUGUCAUGGCUCAGCACCUGCGCUCUAUCCUCGGUUCAGCUCUCCUUACCAAACCUCUCAGCGACCAGACACUCAAUCAACUGCCCUCACCAGAGGAGCUGAAAGGCCGGAUCCUGGUGAAGUCAAAGAAGCUGACUGGUCAGAUGGAAAAGAUAGGCAGCUCAGCCAGUUUCUCAUCCAGCUCAGAUGAGGAGAUCGGGGGCAGCAACAAGAGCCCCAGCAAGAAGGAGCCUGGGAAACCAGCGAACUCUUCUAAGAUAAGUCCCGAGCUGUCUGAGCUGGUGGUGUAUUGCCGCAGUGUGCCGUUUCCUGGAUUCGAAGCGGCCAGUCAGAGACCCCCCAGUGAGAUGUCGUCUUUCUCUGAGAAUGAAGCCCUCAAGCAUAUCAAAGACUCAGGAAAGCUUUUUGUGAGACACAACAGUAGACAGCUGAGCCGGAUUUACCCAUCAGGCCAGAGGCUGCAGUCCUCUAACUACGACCCACAGGACAUGUGGAAUGGAGGAUGUCAGAUGGUGGCUCUGAACUUCCAGACACCAGGGGAGCAGAUGGAUCUGAACCGGGGUCGUUUCCUGCCCAACGGGCGAUGUGGCUACGUACUGAAACCAGACUUCCUGUGUCAGCCAAAUUCCAACUUCAACCCCGAGAACACCGGCGGAGGCCCUGGACACAUACCCACUCAACUUACCAUACGGGUGAUUUCUGCCCAGCAGUUACCCAAGAUUAACACAGACAAACCCAACUCCAUCGUGGACCCCCAAGUUUGGGUGGAGAUCCAUGGAGUGUCUAUUGAUAAGGCCCGUGCCAAAACUCACCGCAUCAACAACAAUGGUUUUAAUCCACGCUGGGAUUGCACGCUGAGCUUUCAGCUGCAGGUACCUGAGCUAGCGCUGGUGCGCUUUGUGGUGGAGGAUCAUGACCACACGAGCAAGAACGACUUUGUUGGCCAGUUCACCUUACCCUUCAACAGUCUACGCAUAGGUUACCGUCACGUUCACCUGUUGAAAGCAGACGGCUCGAGCCUCUCUCCAGCUACGCUCUUCAUCCAUGUGAAGGUUACACGCCGAGGAAUCCCCAUCAAAACUGUGUCCGAGCGCCUGGGUAAAGUCUGAAACCCUCCAGACCCUGCUCCGUAGUGAUCCUAGAUUCUGAAGACGUCCUGCCCAGGUGGAUUGAGAGGAGCAGGAGCAGGAGCAGCCCGGCUCCCGAACUCCCUCCCAAAGAACCACGCUGAUGGCACCCAUGAGCCAUGUAACGUCCAGACACAAGAUCCCACAGAGUCUGUGCUUUUCGAGAGUGUUGCUCAAAGCAGAUGUGGCGUCUCCGUAGCCAGGGCUUCCAGACAGGCUUUAGAGUAGAGCUGGCUGUGACUGAUCUAUCACUAUGAACUCUUGCUGUUUCCUGUUUUGCUAGAAGAGAGUUGCAUUAUGUGGUCAGAGAUGUUUUUAAGUUUCCUUAAAAAUAGAGGCAAUGUUGCCAGACUGGGAUUUUUAAGACCUGACAUUUGACACAAGAUUUUUUGAUCGAGAUUUUUUUUUUUUUUUUAAAUUAAGUGUUUCUUGUAAUUUAACAUCUAAUUUUAUUUACAUUCAAAUACUCAUUAAGUGCCUGAUAAUGUACUGUUUAAAGGAUGUUCAUUAGUGUUACUUUACUUGCCAUUUUGUAAUAGUAUAUGGUAUAUAGAAUAAGUGGAUCUGAGGAUUCUUGAGCCAAAUGCUGACAGGCUAAAGAGCUAGCAUGUGAAAAAAAAACAGGUUCUGGGAAUGUGUUAAAAGGCAGUUAAGCAAGAAUUGACACAAUGAUGGAUAGAAAUGAACAAAAGUUGCACACAAAAGCAUUUUAUUAUAUGAAGUAGAUAUGAUCAGCAGUGUAGGACUUUAUAACACACAGCAUCAUUCAAUAUAGUUAUAAAUAAAAUACAUAAUGAAUUUGAGAAUGUAACACAAAUCAAGACCAUAGGAGUAUAUGUUUAGAUUGGACGUUUGUUGCAAAAUUAGUAUUGUUUGUCAUUAUAUGAGAGGUUUUACACCAGAAUAUUGCUUAAAGAUAUAAAUAAUAUAUAAAAGUUGUCUCUGUUUAACCUUACUGAGGAUUCAAACUUUAUGUCUCGAUGUCUUAACACCACAGAAUUGUGAAACUUGCCACUUAUAUGGUCUCAAAAUGUAGAUUAUGCUGUUUGACAUUUUAAAGACGUCUACUAAUGUGUGAGGUGUUAAAGAUGAUACUGACAUUUCACCUUUAAUACUGUAUACAAGUCAUUUUUACAUGCUAAGUAAAUGCUCCCAUCAAACAAUGUCACAACGCCAGACUAUCCAGACGAGCAGAAGCAAAUACAAAUGGCUGAAAUAAGAAUAAAGAGACAUACAUUUUAAAUGAAGGCUAGAUUUUACUCAACCACAUGUGUGGUAUUUAUUUGUUGACUGAUCUAGCAUCAUUGUAAAUUAAACUCUUGCCACCUACAAACAGAAUGCAAAAAUGGAAAUUAAGUUAUGGUACAGGAAUGAUGGCUGUUGUUAAUAGACUCAGGCAGGAUUGUUCUUCUGUACAAUGGGAACCCAGAGGACUGUAACUUAACAGAGAACAAAUCAGAAGUGAUGUUAAAUAUGGACUACUGCAAUUACUAAAUGUAAUUAUGUACAACUCUUGUGUAACAGAUGUUUUAUAAAACCUAUACAUUUUAUGUUUAUAGUGAACAUUAGAUAUACAGCAUAUAUAUAUACACCAAUCAGCCAUAACAUUAAAACCACUGAUAGGUGAAUAACAUUGAUUAUCUCUUUACAAUGACACUUGUCAAGGGGUGGGAUAUAUUCUUGGAGUUGAUGUGUUGGAAGCAGGAAAAAUGGGCAAGGGUAAGGAUCUGAGCGACUCUGACAAGGGCCAAAUUUGAUGGCUAGACGACUGGGUCAGAGCAUCUCCAGAACGGCAGGUCUUGUGGGGUGUUCCUGGUAUGCAGUGGUCUUUCCUUGGACCAAAAGUGGUCCAAGGAAAGACAACCGGUGAACCGGCGACAGGGUCAUGGGUGCCUAAGGCUCAUUGAUGAGCUUGGGGAGUAACGGCUAGCUCGUCUGGUCUGAUCCCACAGAAGAGCUAUUGUAGCACAAAUUGCUGAAAAGGUUAAUGCUGGCUAUGAUAGAAACACACAGUGCAAUGCAGCUUGCUGUGUAUGGGGCUGUACCGGUCAGAGUGACCAUGCCGACCCCUGUCCACCGCCAAAAGCGUCUACAAUGGGCACAUGAGCAUCAGAACUGGACCAUGGAGGACCAGUGAAAGAAGGUGGCCUGGUCUGAAGAAUCAUGUUUUAUUUUUGUGGCCAGGUGUGUAUGGGAAGAGAUGAUAUCAUGAUGCACUUUAGGAAGAAGGCAAGCUGACGGAGGCAGUGUGAUGCUCUGGGCAAUGUUCUGCUGGGAAACCUUGGGUCCUGGCAUUCAUGUGGAUGUUACUUUGACAUGUACCACCUACCUAAACACUGUUGCAGACCAAGUACACCCCUUCAUGGCAACAGUAUCCCGUAAUAGCAGUGGCCUCUUUCAGCAGGAUAAUGCGCCCUGCCACACUGCAGAGAUUGCUCAGGAAUGGUUUGAUGAACAAUGCAAAGAGUUCAAGGUGUUGACUUGGCCUCCAGAUUCCCCAGAUCUCAAUCCGAUCAAGCAGCUGUGGGAUGUGCUGGACAAACAAGUCCGAUCCAUGGAGGCCCCACCUCUCAACUUACAGGACUUAAAGGGUCAGAGCUGUUUUGGUGGUACAAGGGGACCUACAUAAUAUUCAGCAUGUGGUUUUAAUGUUAUGGCUGAUCAGUGUAUAUGUACCUAGAUGCUUGACAUUGACUUUUUAAAAAACAACGUUAGUUUUUAAAUGGCCUUUAGACUAAGUAAAACUACAAUCUGGAUAUUGCUACAAGCACCAAGUCACAGUUUAGGGGCUUUACAUUAAUCCUGUGCUAAUCACAUGCUGGUCAGUGUAAGACUUUCUGUACUUGCAAGCAAAUGGUUUUAGAUUUGUGAUAUUUUGAAAUAAUUGUAGUUGAAGAAGCAUGUUUACAUUUUAUAAACUGUCACAUUUUAUAACCUAA
Molecule: messenger RNA, 5787 nt
Organism: Pangasianodon hypophthalmus (striped catfish)
Lineage: Eukaryota; Metazoa; Chordata; Actinopteri; Siluriformes; Pangasiidae
Gene: plcd3a
Product: phospholipase C, delta 3a
Exons: 15
Coding region: 473-2830 (785 amino acids)
Biological process (GO): lipid metabolic process; intracellular signal transduction
Molecular function (GO): calcium ion binding; phosphatidylinositol-4,5-bisphosphate phospholipase C activity
Source: RefSeq, a predicted model, not a curated record